This is a messenger RNA of Eremomyces bilateralis CBS 781.70, 1942 nucleotides long. RefSeq lists its product as uncharacterized. The record is from RefSeq and is a predicted model, not a curated record. The transcript has a single exon. Lineage: Eukaryota; Fungi; Ascomycota; Dothideomycetes; Eremomycetales; Eremomycetaceae. The coding region runs from base 159 to 1874 and encodes 571 amino acids.
AUUGUGCAUGUGGACGGACCAUUUCACUCCCUCAUCAACACCCUAUCCUCUUUUCCUCUCACUCUGCUCUUGUUGCAAUCCAGCGCUGUGUUCCAACUUAAUUUGCCCAACUAUCCUACUGUCAUUACUGUGCUCAUUGGACCGUCCUGUCCUUACCGAUGUCGGGAUUUGGUAUCAUUCCAGGCCAGGAUUUCGGCUCAGGGGAAGAGGAGGAAUCGCGAGACGAGGAGUUCCGACGAGCCUUACAGGAAUACCUCCACGAUGACCCUACCAUACCGGCGGAUCUUAGACAAGUUGUUCAGGAGAAUGAUUAUGGUCAAGCUCCUCGAUACUACAAUCCUAUGCUGCCCGGUGCGGGACAAGAUUUGUUGACUGAAACUACCAAUGAUAAUCGGCCAGACAUCCUCUUUCAGUCUCUUGACGGUCAUCAAUACCAGCCUGGUGAUUAUGAUGGAUCACUCCGAGUGUCGAAUCCAGAGACCAAGCAAAACCUGCCCUUCCAUACUCAGUUUGGUUUGGAUAACCGAGCGGCUCCAGGAGAGCCAAAUGUGGAUAUGCACAUUUUUGACCCGGAAUUUGGAAUUCAGGAAGAAGCAUUGGUGCCAGACGACUUUGUCGAUCCCGCUCUCCUCGUUCAGGAUGGCAUGAAUACUCCAAUCACCGAAACACCGUCUACUCCUCAAUCAUCCAUCUCUUUCGGAUAUCAGUGGCCUAGACUCAGUGCCGAUCCUAUCACUGGAUUCACAAAUCCUUUACCUCCUCAUUUCACGCCUUCUCGUGAAUCGGAACCACCAGACUCUAUUUUCGCGGGCCUAGAAUACCCCGCACAGGGGUAUAGCGAGGGGCCUUUCUAUGCGCUCAAGAAAGAGAACGAACAAUCUCUCAUGUUCCGGCCGCAACCCAAUGAGGAAUGGGGAGGAUGGGUUGACGACACCCACCCGCAAUGGUUUCCCGACACCAAUCUCCCAGACGACGAGAAACUUUCAUUCUUAGCUCCCGCUACAGACUAUGAGGCUCGAUUGCUGGGUCAUCCGUUGACACUCCAACCACACCAGGAAGCACUUCAGCCAACACCCUCUCCCUCGUUUCUCCGGAAGUACCACGAGAACCACCUGCCCCCUGAAUGCGCAGUUAUGGAACACGACACGAGCCACCUUGACAGAGUCACUUUAAAGCUAGUCGGAAUCGACCAACCCCUGACAGUACCUAGCGGUCGCAAACUCAACCAAUUCGACCCUCGAAUCCCCGACAGGAUCAAGAAAGAAGCACCGGCCUGGUAUCUUGUGAUGCUUCAAGACAUCGACCCUCGCAUUGGACCCACAGACCUCAUCGAUCGAAUGCACGACAUCGACUGGAGUAAGGAGGAUCCGAAAGAUAUCCGAGGGAUGUUGAAUUGCAUGAGCACUGCCAUGCAACGCUAUCGGCAGGAACAUGGGAAGUUAUCCGUCGACAAGCGAAGGCAGGGGGGGACGGUGACGAAGUCAGAGAUGCACGCUAUCGAUAAGUUGUCUGCUGAGCAAAUCCGGUUCAACUGUGUGUGGGAAGUGGAUGGGAAGGGAAACAUGCGACAAAAUGCGACGCACCCGUGGGUCCCUGCACCGUGUCCGAUGGGGAACUACACGAGUAAGAGGGUUCGGGAGAUAAAGGUGGCAUUGGAGAAAUACAACAUCCUUGCGGGCGCUCAACGGGUGGAUCACUGGUCGAAAUUGAACAUGAGAUGGUUCCAAAAUGACAAGAACAGAAAAGGCCAGGAUAAGCGACGGGAGACCCUACGGGUGAAGAAAGAGGAGCACAAGGGGAAGAAGAAGAAUUUGAGACGGCGUAGAAUCGGAAGGGACAAAGGCGAUGGAGAAGCAGGUCAAUUAUACAAUUGAUGAAGCCUCCUUUCAUACUACAGCCCCAGACAACCGACCGCGUUCUCGACACCCAUGAAAAUUUGUAU